Messenger RNA from Trichosurus vulpecula (common brushtail), 5788 nucleotides. It is a transcript of the gene PRKAB2, whose product is annotated as protein kinase AMP-activated non-catalytic subunit beta 2. Gene Ontology annotation, molecular function: protein kinase binding. Gene Ontology annotation, biological process: signal transduction. The transcript has 7 exons. The record is from RefSeq and is a predicted model, not a curated record. Gene Ontology annotation, cellular component: nucleus; nucleotide-activated protein kinase complex; cytoplasm. Bases 435 to 1259 code for a protein of 274 amino acids. NCBI's taxonomy places the organism in Eukaryota, Metazoa, Chordata, Mammalia, Diprotodontia, Phalangeridae.
AUCGAGAAGAAGCCCGCGCCUAGAGUGUCACGCGCGGGGGAGGGGUGGGGAAGGUGCAGGCCCCCGGCGGUUUCCUCGCCAUUUUAGGAGGAAACGCGAACCGGGGCCCUUCCGUUUCAAUAACUUUAUUGAGCCCCGAGGCGAGACAGCAACCGUCUCUGCGCACGCGCGGCCGCCUUGCCGCACCUCCCCCUCCCGGGAGGAGGGCGCUCCGCUGCUGAGGCGAAUGGGUUGGCAUCUUCGGUGGGGGGCGGCCGUCCCGGGGGAUUCCCGGAGAGCAGUCGGACGGAGGCAGGGGAUCCCGGGCCACUGCUCGCCGUCUUCCACGGAGAAGGAGGGGGCGGUGCCCUGAGGAGGCCCGGGGAGAAGCGGCGGCGGAAGAGAAGGAGGACAAACGUACCCCCACCCCCCGCUAGGGACCCCCCGGAGCCGCCAUGGGCAACACCACGAGCGAGCGAGUGCCCGGGGAGCGCCACGGCUCCAAGUCCCACCGCGCCGAUGGUUCCGGCGGGCAGGCGCACGGCAAAGAGCACCCGCACAAAAUCAUGGUGGGCAGCACGGACGACCCGAGCGUCUUCAGCGUGCCCGACUCCAAGCUCCCUGGGGACAAAGAGUUUGUGUCCUGGCAGCAAGAUUUGGAGGACUCUGUCAAACCCAUGCAGCAGGCCCGUCCCACAGUCAUCCGAUGGUCUGAGGGAGGCAAGGAAGUCUUCAUCUCUGGAUCCUUCAACAACUGGAGUGCCAAAAUCCCACUCAUUAAGAGCCAUAAUGAUUUUGUUGCCAUUUUGGACCUCCCUGAGGGCGAGCACCAGUACAAGUUUUUUGUGGAUGGCCAAUGGGUCCAUGAUCCAUCAGAGCCUGUUGUUACCAGCCAACUUGGCACUAUUAACAACCUGAUACACGUCAAAAAGUCUGAUUUUGAGGUGUUUGAUGCUCUGAAGUUAGAUUCCAUGGAGAGUUCAGAGACUUCGUGUCGAGACCUCUCCAGUUCUCCACCAGGGCUUUACGGUCAAGAAAUGUAUGUCUUUCGAUCUGAGGAGCGCUUCAAAUCCCCACCCAUCCUCCCUCCUCACCUUCUCCAGGUUAUUCUUAACAAGGACACUAAUAUUUCUUGUGACCCAGCACUUCUUCCUGAACCAAACCAUGUCAUGCUCAACCACUUGUAUGCGUUGUCCAUUAAGGACAGUGUGAUGGUUCUCAGUGCCACUCAUCGCUACAAAAAGAAGUAUGUCACUACUUUGCUGUACAAGCCCAUCUGAAUCGAUCCCUCUUUGCUACCCUGGAUGUGGGAGAAAUGUCCUCUUUGUAUUUCUGGACUGAAUCCCAGUCUUAGCUUAGAAUCGAGAGCUCACUUGAGCUUUGAGGCCAGUCUAUGUGUUUCUGAGCCUCCUCUGAAUAGGUUGUUCUGCUCCUCCAUUGGACCGCAGGAGAGCCUGUGGGUGUGUGUGUGCGUGUGUCUGUGUCUGUGCCUGUAGUUAUUUUUUUAAAGAGAAAAGAGUGGGCUCAUGCAUAUAUAUUGUACAUACAGUCUCUUAAUGUUAGAUUGGAAACCUGGCCACUGUCAAAUCACUUUCUUUAGGAUGCCUGUUGGGUGCUUUCCAGAGGCCUAGGGGAACAGAAGCGAGAACACCUCUUAAAGCUGUUUUCCCUGAGCUACGUGAAAUAAUAAAUGUACAGGAAGCUUGUCCAGCAUAGAAUCUGGUGAUCAAAGGGGUCCCGCUGCUGGCCUGGCAGUCCCAUACAUUGUCUUACAUUUCUCUGUGGAAGCUGUCCUUGAUUAAGUGGAAGGCUUGUCUUUUCUCAAGUUCCCCAAAGCUAUGGUUUUUUCCCCGAAUACAACACUGUUGAUUCUUAUUGUUCCCUUCCCCAGCUCCCAUUCCUCACUCUUUUUCUUUCAGGACAAAACUUAGGGACAUGGGUGAGGGUCCCUGUGAAGGGCAAUGGAUGUGGAGACCUUGUUUCCUGCCUUAGGGGUAGGAUUGUCCAGAGAUACCCUUUCUCUUUAGACCAUGUGCCAAGAUGCUCUUUGUUGGCUUGCUUUAGUUCCGAGGGAAGAAGCACAUUCAGAAGGUCUUGAAAAUGGCAGAGUUCAUAAAGCAUGUCUGCCUUGUGGAAGCUUUCUCUACGCUCCCUCCAGCUCAAAGGGAGGUCUUGUUCUUGAGCCCAGCUUCCUGAAUGCUUAGUUUUGGACAGCCUUCCCUGGGCCUACCGUUAUGUUGUGUGUGGGUGGGUGUGGGUGUGUAGUGUAUGUAUAAUGUCACUAUAUAAUAACUGACAUAUCUAUAGUGCUUUGCAGUUUACAGAGCAUUUUACAUAUCUAAUCUCAUUUGACUCUUACAACCCAAUGAAGUAGGUAUUGCAUGUAUUGUCCUCAUUUUACAGAUGAGGAAAACCAAGCCUGAGAGUAGUUAAGUGACUUGCCCAUGGUUACAAAGUUAAUAAAUGUCAAAGGGGGAUUUGAACCCCGGUCUUCCUAACCCAUAAGUCCAGCCCUCUGACCACCACUCUGCCAUGCUGCUCUAGAUGUAAGUUUACUCUGGCUUCCUUGGGUAAAGACGGGAAUUCCUUCAUCCCCAAGUCUCUUGCCCUGAAGCUAAGACACAAGAUGGCACCCUUGGUUCCUUAAGAAUAGUGCACUGAAUUCUUUAUAAGAUUUUCUUUUUUGCUCAUUUUAAAAGUAACCUGAUUUUAGCUUAGCAGGAAUCGUGGUGCCAAAUUCAGUGUUAGAUUGUUGAGGCUUGAAAUUUUGCCAAGUGUCUGUGGCCCUUUCCUUUUUACAGAGAAACGCAGGUUAUCUGUCUAGCACUCCAGGAGGCCAAAGCUAUUGCUGGUGGAGGGGCUCCCGGACCUCCCAGGAUGGACCCUGCCAUACUGACAGGGCACCGACAGUCACUUUGGCUACCUCCCGCCUAUCCUGAACUGAGCUGGGAAAAGACCUGUGGUCUUGGGAGUGUAGCCUUAUUGGUUCCCAGCAUCCUGGCCAGGCUUAGUCUUAGCUUGGUGGAGAGGGCAGGUAUGCCCUGGUAAUGGGAGAGUGAGCAAAACUCACUAGGGAUUCCGCUAAUUAUGGAGCUUAAUUCAUGCUGCUUUGGACACUCAGAACCUUUUCCACCUUUGCCCCCAGAACCUGGUAUGGACCCUACUUUAAGUCCAAAUGCCCUUUGCCUGGAGUGGUGGUGUUUGUUGUUCAAACAGGUCAAAUCACGUAACACUUUGAAACUUUGAUGAAAUAUAACAUAAAUGGAGUGUUCACAGGUCAGAAAAACAAAACUUGGAUUUUUGUUCUGUCACACAGUGAUGUCUGUUGCCAGGUUGUUUGUUGUGAUAGGAUUGAACCAAGUUGUGGUUGUCAUAUCUAAUGACCUCUAUAGUCACACAUUAAAAGUUCAUUCCACACGGGUCUAUAUCACACUAGAGUGAGGCAGGUAAGGAGACACUCACAUUCUCAGGCCAGAGGCCUGUGGCUCAGUAGCAGUGGGCCGUGGUGCUGGUGUCCUCUGUUCUGGAUAAUAUAUGGGCUACCACUUUGCCAAGCUUUGGGAAAAUAAAUCUGUGCUCAGCCGUGAGUAAGAUGGAAGCUAGCCAGCUAGUUAGAAUGGAAUUGGUAAGGGUGGGGCAGGGAGCAUAGUGAUAUUCCUUACCAGUCCUUACUCCCUUCUCCAUAGUUAGAGCACUUUACCUGAAUCUCAGAAGUAUCCACAAAAAUGGUUUUGGCCUCCUGGGAGGAAGUGGUCCAGAGCAUGACCUACUCUGAUUUUUAAAAGCUUUUACAGGUGUUUGUUUAAAUGAUGCCUUUAUCUUCUGCCUUAGAGAUUUCUGAUAAAGUUUUGGAAUUGAGGGGCAAAGGUGAUGAAAUGUUCUUUUCAGCUUUUUUGUUGGUCACUUCUGAGGGAAACCUGGCACAUUAACAGAAUGGGUUGUCCUUCAAGGAGGGAGGACUGUGAAAGAGCCAGAACAUGGUAUAGGAACAGUGGGGGAAAGGGAGGGCAGAAGAGUUUGGGGCUCCUCUGGUGUCCAGCCUAAGGGCACAAGAGAGGCUGGAGGGCAGGUGGAGCUUUGGCCAGUCUUAGAAAACUGGCCUGAGCCCUGGCCUUGCCAGACCAAGCCCGGGAUCUUCGGGUCCCCAAGAGGAGGUAUUCUCUUCCAUUUUUGUGUGCAUUGACCUCACUCACUUUUUGGGUUCCCUAUAAAUAUUCAUUUCCUAAGGACACAGUCACUCACUUCAAAUAUCACUUAAAACAGACGUUUUAUUUUAAGCCAUAAUGGAAGCAAAAAAAUAAUUAGAUGGCUCCUUGGAGUUUGGUGAAAUGUAUUUGGCCAUAUGCCUUCAUUGACAUAGACCUAGCCAGGAAGUAGCUCUCCAUCCCCACUACAAAGAAUGCAUGGAAACAUAGGAAGGAGGCAUAUUUCUUUAGUCUCUUACCUAGUCUCAUCAUUCCCAGAUUGCCCCCUUCUUGGCAGACUAGCACCUUGGAGGCUAAAUUGUAACCUCUUUAGCCCAUUUCUUACUUCACGGAUGGGAGAAUCUGCUGCUGCCGAGUUGAGAUUGACAUUUGGAGUCGAAUCGGGGGAAUGAAAUAAUGCAUUGGUUUAGGAAGCCUCUUUCAGCCAUCUCUUCCUUGGGGAAACAGAUGCUGGAGACAAAUAUUUAGGAGUUGUUGAGUAUUCUAGCACCUUCUCUAAACCCAAAUCCUCAGAGACUUGGCUGGGACGAGCGGGUCAUCAGUUUAGUGUUAUUUAUAUCUUAAGAGCUAAAUGCCUGCUAUUGUUCAUCAGCCACAGACAACUAGUUAUUCACAGUAUCAAAAUAAUGUGUGACGGGUCAGGACAUCUGCUUCAAAGUGGAUGGUUAAACAAUUCACAGCAGCAGGGCGGACCUGGCUCCUCUGUAAGAAAGAGGCCUUUUGGAGCACAAGGGCUUAAGUUAGCAUCAAAAGAGACCUUCUGGGACUUAGAUUUGGGACCUUCAGUCCUCAGUAGGCCCUUAGGAGUCUUCAUAAAUUGGACUGAAUGGAGCCCCUGUCCUAGUGUGCCACCUGAGGGGGAGGAAGUGUUAUUUUCUGACAAGGUUCUGUUUCACUUAAAGAAGAACUUUUCUUUAGUCUAAAGGCGAAGUGUAAGUUCCAUUUUAAUUGCUCUGACCUGAGGUGGUAUCGGUAUCACUGUGCCCAAAAGAACCUUGGCUAACAGAGGUAUUCCUAGAAGUGAAAUUUGAGACAAGUGCUGAGCCCAGCAAAUUAACUAGGGAAGGGCACCUACAUUAAGUAUUUUUAAGUCCUGGUGAUCUCUUCCUCUCUGCAGACACUUUCCUUGACCGGGAUGUUGUUUCAGGGCACCCAAAGCAGGAAUGCCCGUUUAUUGAAUGGUCUUAACUUUUUAUGGGCCCUUGAAAAAGGCUCAUCGAGUUUUCAAAGAACAGGAUGCCAGCUACCUGUUCCAGUACGUUUAUGUGUUGGAAUGAUUUGAAUGAAGGCAGUUGUUCAUAGCCUACACAUUUUGAGAAAAAGGGGGUGAAUCUGAAUUUGUGAGAGGGAUGAAAUAAUUGAGACCCCCUCAUCUAACUGGUGCUUUUUGUCCUUAAUAUUGCCAAGGAAUAGAGUUGGCCUUUGAUAGCCCUCAGGAUGUACAGUUCUAGGAAGGUGUAGAGCUGUUUUCCUGCUGAUAACCCGUGACUGAACCCUGGAUGAAUUGUGUGAUCUGUAGUAUGCAGACCCUCUGUGAUGUCACAUGUACAAGUUCCUUUUCCCAUGAAUGUAACUCUGAAAAUAAAGGUUAUCGUACAACAUAA